UUCCACCAACCUAUCUUUCCCUUCUGAAUUAUAUUCUCACCCAAGUCCAUACAAAACACCAUUGAAGUAAGAGGUGGAUAAAGCAGAAAAGGUUAAUGGAAAUUCAACAGGAUCCUCUUCCUCAUCCUCCUUCACUUCCUCCACCUCCUCCUUCUCAACUCUCUUUUGCUUAUAGCCAAUUGAAAGAAAUGGACAACUCAAAACACACACAAACCACCAUGAACACCAAAGCUCCAACUUGUGUUGAUGUUGAUGCUCAUGGCCAUGUCUUUGCAAAUCAAAAUUUAGGACAACAUGGACAACAACAUAUAAGGAAACAAGUUAGAAGAAGGCUUACUAAUAGGCCUCCUGAAGAAAGGCUAAUGAAUAUGGCAGACGCAAGGAAGGAGAUUGUCAAUGCCUUGAAAUACCACAGGGCUACCAUGAAAGUGGCUAGUGAGCAUCAACAACAACUGUCCUUUGAGCAUCCCUUUUAUUCAAGGUUUAGCCCAAAUGGAAGAUUCAAGGCUAGGAGAAGGCCUAAGAUGUAUCUACCACCUUCAACCAAAAUUUCACAUUACUUAAAUGAUCUUUCCUUCUCCUCCUCCUUCCCACCCCUUCCUCCUCCUCUUCUUCUUCAUUCACCUCCUCUUUCUCUUUUGCAUGCUCCUCCUCCACCUCCACCUCCACUUCUACUUCCAAAAUUUUACCCCCACACCAUUACUUCCCCUUUUGGUCUUCCACUCCCUAAGCCAGAACCUUCCAAUUUCACACUUCCAAGUCAAACAUUGGGAUUCAAUCUCAAUCUACAUAGUUUCAAUAGUUCAGAACCGACCCCUUUGCUUAAUAACAACACUUUUGAUCCUUCCCUUUUGCUUGAUAACAACAUUUUAGAUCUUAGCCUUUUUCUUGAUAAUAACUCUUUAGAUCCUACCCUUUUGCUUGACAACAACAUUUUAGAAGCUACACCUGUGUUUAAUAACAACAUUUUAGAGUCUACCCCUAUGCUUAAUAACAACAUUUUAGAUGUUAUCCCUGUGCCUAAUAACAACAUUUUAGAUGUUACCCAUGUGCUUAGUAAUAUCAACAUUUUAGAUGGUACCCCCGUGCUUAACAACAACAACACUUCAGAGCCUACCUUUAUGCUUGGCAACAAUGGAUCAUCACUGUGCUCUUACUCAACUCCAAUAUUAACUUUUCCUCCAUUUCUAACUGAUCAAGAAGUUCCUUCGAUUGGAAUAUCUCAGUCACAAAGAGAAGCGGUUUCCACAACGAUGAAUAGCAUUGAAUCCAAUAUUGCAAACCAAGCUAGUGGAAGCAUGCAUACAACAAUGGAUGAAGAGGGCAUGGAAGAGAUAAGAGCAUUGGGACAACAACAUCAAAUGGAAUGGGAUGACACCAAGAGUCCAGUUACUUCAGUCUGGUGGCAUGAUUGCUUACAACAAAUGGAAAAUAAUGCCGAUGAAGUCAACAAUGGAGAUGAUUCAUUUCAAUGGAUCUUUGAUGAUGAACUUGAAUUUCCUGUCUGGGAAAAUUAAUGCUUGUUAAGACAAGCUUACAACACUGGGCUCCCUGGAUUCAGUCCAAGAUACCACUUUACUUUGGUAAGUUCUUUAUAACAAGUUUCGUUACUUCUAAAAUGAAAAAUGUGUUUGUGAGCAGGAAAAGUCAAUAAGGAUCAAAAUAAGUCAAUUCAAACCAUCAAAGACAUUGUCAUUGAACUAGUUUGUAAACAAUCAUUACACGAAAAAAACAUUGCCAAGUCUCUAUGAUGGACAGAAAAAAAAAAAAUAAUGCAGUGCUAAAGUGUGUGUGUGUGUGAGGUUGCAUUUUUAAAGUUAUCUGCUCUUAAUAAGCAGAAACAGAAGAUGCAUAUCCUUACUCUUUUUCUUGUA
Messenger RNA from Vigna unguiculata (cowpea), 1874 nucleotides. RefSeq lists its product as uncharacterized. NCBI's taxonomy places the organism in Eukaryota, Viridiplantae, Streptophyta, Magnoliopsida, Fabales, Fabaceae. The record is from RefSeq and is a predicted model, not a curated record.